This is a messenger RNA of Silurus meridionalis, 1113 nucleotides long. Its product is annotated as complement C1q-like protein 3. Gene Ontology annotation, molecular function: protein binding. The record is from RefSeq and is a predicted model, not a curated record. The coding region runs from base 20 to 646 and encodes 208 amino acids. The transcript has 4 exons. NCBI's taxonomy places the organism in Eukaryota, Metazoa, Chordata, Actinopteri, Siluriformes, Siluridae.
CACUGGAGAAACUGUGGAGAUGAAAGUGGAAGUCAUUGUCGCCACAGUGUUCAUCCUGUGCCACAGCAGCCUUCAGGAUGACGAGAUCCGAACCGAACCCAGAUUUGAUGUCAACCAAGAAAUCCUCAAAUUACAUGAAAGGAUCGCAAAGCUGACGGAGGACCUGACGGUCAUGGGGGAGAAAAACGGAGCUUUACAGGAGAGACUGGCAGCUGUUAAUCUGGAGCUGAAAAACCUGCAAGACCCUCCAGCGAUCGCUUUCUCGGCUGCUCUGACUCAUCCUGUGGGAGUCUACAAUGUAGACAUUACUCUGGUCUACUCGAAAGUUAUCAGUAAUGUUGGGCGAGCGUACAAUCCCAUUACAGGGAUUUUCACUGCUCCACGGAAUGGAACCUACUACAUCAGGUUCACGAGCUGCGAUAACACCCAAAGUCACGGCAUGGCUCUCGAUCUGUACAAGAACACCGAAAAGAUAAAUGGUUUAGCUAAGUACAGCAAUGGCUACAUGACGUAUUUCUCCGGAGGCUUGGUCCUGCAGCUGGAGGCUGGAGACGUAGUUUACACCAAACUCCCCGCCAACAGCAAACUUUACGACGACGGGAACAAUCGCACCACUUUCAGCGGCUUCCUCAUUUUCCUAACAUGAAAGUCGGGAUUUUAUAACGUUCCUUGAGAACUCAGAAUGUGUUCUGGAAUGUUCUUUUUUCGAAAUCUUGAUGUUUAAUCUAGAACUUUCUUUCAAAUCCUCAUUUAAAAUGUUGGGGAAAAAGUUAGCCCAGAAUUCUAGAAUGUUCUUUAAAAAAUGUUUUAAAGCACUUCCAAAACCUUGUUGUAAAUUCUAGAAUGUUUCUUAACAAUGUUCAUAUUUAAUCUAGAAUGUUCUUUCAUAUCCUCAUUUUAAAAUCUUGGAAUAUUCUUUCAAAACACUGUUAAUUCAAAAAUGUUCGUUCAAAACUCAAUUAUGAAACCAACAACAUUUUUUUAAACCCCUAAUCUUAAUUCUAAAUGUUUAUAUUUAAUCUUUAUAUUUAAGAGUUUUUAUUUUUCAAAAUUCAAAAUUCUUGAAUAUUCUUAAAAAACGUUGAUGUUAUUUCUGAAAUUCUGGCCUUGAAU